Aspergillus welwitschiae is the source of this 1359-nucleotide messenger RNA. Its product is annotated as DUF895 domain membrane protein. The record is from RefSeq and is a predicted model, not a curated record. Lineage: Eukaryota; Fungi; Ascomycota; Eurotiomycetes; Eurotiales; Aspergillaceae. The transcript is spliced from 4 exons. The coding region runs from base 1 to 1359 and encodes 452 amino acids.
AUGUCUCUCGAAAAGCAACCCUCAUCAACGGAUGAAGAGGUACAAGAUACACCCUCCUCUAUUCCAAUCGAGCCCAGUCGGGACCACAAAGUAAAAUGGUACCGCUCAACAACCUACAACGCCCUCGUCCUCGGGCUCUGCAACUUCCUCGCCCCAGGAAUCUGGACCGCAAUGAACAGUCUCGGCGGCGGGGGGUCCGAAAGUCCCUACCUCGUCGACGCGGCCAACGCACUCACCUUCGGCCUGAUGGUAUUCUCCUGUUUCUUCGGAAGCGUUGUCGUGCGCAUCGUCGGAAUAAAAUGGACACUCAUCCUGGGGACAGUCGGAUACGCACCAUACGCCGCAGGAUUAUAUACCCAUAACCGAUUCGGGACGGACUGGCUGGUUCUCUUCGGCGCAGCACUGUGCGGUCUCUCAGCGGGGAUAUUCUGGAUGGCGGAGAGUGCCAUUGCCCUAUCGUAUCCGGAGCCGGAGAAUCAGGGUCGGUUCCUGGGUCUAUGGUUGAGUUUUCGUGUCGGAGGGCAGAUCCUCGGCGGGGCGAUUAACCUGGGUUUGAAUGUUCACCGGAAUACAGCGGGAAGUGUGAGUUAUGCUGUCUUCGGGGUGUUUAUUGCCUUGCAGGCACUCGGGCCUGCGGCGGGCUUGUUGCUCACUGAGCCGGGGAAGGUGAUGAGACGGGAUGGGAUGAAGGUGAAGUUGCGGAUUGCGCAUAGCGCAUGGUACGAAAUAAAGGCCAUGACGCGGUUGUUCUUCCGGAAGGAGUUCCUGUGUAUAGUGCCGCUGAUCGCGCAGGCGACGUACACGGAGGCGGUGAUGUUCACGUACUUGGAUCUGUGGUUCAGUGUGCGGGUGCGGGCGCUGGGCAGUUUCUUGUCGGGUGUGUUGGCGCUGGUGUCUGGCAAUCUGUUGGGGGCGUUUUUGGAUAGUACGAAGCGGUUUGGGUUGAAGACGAGGAGUCGGGGGGCGUUUUUUGUGGUGUUGGGGUUGCAGGGAGGGUGGUGGAUUUGGGCGACGGUUGUGACGACGCAGUAUACGAAUGAGGGGAGGAGCGGGAUUGACUGGGUGGAUGAGGGGUUUGCGAAGGGCUUUGUGCUCUAUUUGAUGUACUUUGUGGUUGGCAAUUUGGCGGCUGAUGAGGAAGAGGUCGUGCGGAUUAGUGGGUUGUUGCGGGGGAUGGAGUCGGCUGUGCAGGCUGUUUCGUAUGGUUUGAGCAGUGUUGGUAUCAUGGCUUCUGUGGGAGGCACCUAUCUCAAUUUUGGCCUUUGGGGCAUCUCGCUGCUGCCGGCGUGGCUUGUGAUUCGUCAGUUUGGCGUAAGCUUGGAGGAUCGCAAGUUGGUGAGAGAUUACGGACGUGAUUAG